GAAGCGCUGUCAAAAGUGCGGUGAUAUGGAACGUUAGAUAGAAGAUUGCCUAUCGAUUCGAAUUAUGAAACUAGAAUUCAUGGGUGGAGAUGGAAACGAGUACGAAUUAAGAUAAUGGCAAAGUUGUGUUUUAUCGGCUGGUCUCUUGAAGCUCAUCCUUCUGUGCAACCCUCUCAUCGUCGCUUUCUCAAUAAAAAUUUUUGGGUACAACGAGAGCUGGUUCUUGUAUUUUUUUCUUCUAUCAAUUUUCUUCAAUAACCUAUUUGCAUCGAUUGUAAAGUUUUCGCUCCCCUCAAUUUAGUCAAAGAGCUGGUUCUCAAUUUCCUUUCCUCCCUCCUAUAUCUGCAUCUCUCUAAAGACAAACCCAUUCUAAACUAAACAAUUUCCAAAAAACAAUGUCUCCAAAAGAAUCCGCCAGUAUAUAUCAACCGAUCUCCGAAAUGGAUAUUGAAGAGAUCGAUCUUGAAAAUGACUCCGACACUACCCUCGGAUCACAUCGUGAAAAAUACACGACCACAAAACUAUCUCCGCCUUCGCGUCUCCGUAAAAUAUUUAAAGAUAAGAAAUCGAAUAGAAAAUUGAAUAAUGUUUUGAUGUGGGCACGAUGGGGUGUUGUUGUUUUGAUGCAGGGCUUGAUCGUAGUUUUACUAUUGAGGAAUGGAAAAAAUAGCGAGGCGCAUAAUGAGGAGGGCUGGGUGCCAGGAGAUACGGAAACUGGGGGAGAUAUUAAUGGGCUUUAUAUUCCUCAAUCUCAUAAUUGGACACUUCUUAAAGGAGAAGAAUCAUCUUUCUUCCCAAAUAUGACAAGUAAUGAUGAUCGGAUGCAAAUUCGUCAUAACUGGGAUAUGUUAAUGCCAUUGGGUAGUGGAACUGUCAGAAUUCCCGAUUACGAACAACAUCCCAUGUUAGGUAAACCUAUCGUCGACGACCCCAUCCGUUCCGGUCCCAUAUUCGAAGCAUCUUGGACCCAUGCUUUACAUUGCGUAUAUUCCCCUCUUUCUCCUAUUUCCAUGAAUCGCUUCGCUGACCACCACGAUAGCUCUACUACACGGUAGACACCUAUCAUCAACUGGUACUCUCUUCCGGACAAACUUUUGGGUUCGACGGCGCUCGAAACGAUAUGCAUGCCUCACAUUGUUUCGAAUAUCUGCGUAAUCAGAUAUUAUGCAUGGCAGAUAUGACGUUGGAGGGAAGCGAAAGUGUGCUUGAUGCUACGGGGGAGGGGCAAGCCCAUGUUUGUAGGAAUAGGAGGGAGGCUAUUGAGUGGAUUGAAGAGAGGAGGGUGGAUGAUAUCCAGAGUAUUGUUGGACCUUGAGGUUGAGAUGAAGCUGCACGGAUUAUUUGCCGUACAUGUAGGAAAUUGGGGAUAUAAAAUCGUAUUCAGACCUUCAUAAGAGCUCUCCGGUUGUCUGUAUGUUCUCUCAUGUGGGAUAAGAUCGAGCUGUCUAUUACACCAAGUUGAUUUGCAUUGGGUAGAGCUUUGAAUACUCUGAAACAAUGGAUACA
Botrytis cinerea B05.10 is the source of this 1506-nucleotide messenger RNA. RefSeq lists its product as hypothetical. The record is from RefSeq and is a predicted model, not a curated record. The transcript is spliced from 3 exons. The coding region runs from base 396 to 1055 and encodes 219 amino acids. Gene Ontology annotation, biological process: mycotoxin biosynthetic process. NCBI's taxonomy places the organism in Eukaryota, Fungi, Ascomycota, Leotiomycetes, Helotiales, Sclerotiniaceae.